Messenger RNA from Hyalella azteca, 2045 nucleotides. RefSeq lists its product as uncharacterized. Bases 804 to 1676 code for a protein of 290 amino acids. NCBI's taxonomy places the organism in Eukaryota, Metazoa, Arthropoda, Malacostraca, Amphipoda, Hyalellidae. The transcript has 6 exons. The record is from RefSeq and is a predicted model, not a curated record.
UUUUAUUUCCUUAGACGUUUGGAAAUAUAAUUGAAUCACUUUAAAAACGGAAUAUUGCUGAACUUGUAAGAUCUGAUAUAUCGACUCACUCCAAUAUAUGAGUGUAACUGAAUCAAGGGAGCUUGAGUCAGCCUAAGAUCAAUAAUUGGAUUCCCGGCACUAUAUACUGAGUAAAGAGAGUAUGAACUACGAACGAUCUUCUCAAUUCAUGAAGUAAGGUAUUUUCGCUCUGUACAUCACUUUGAGAUCAUGAAUUAUAGAAAUUAUUAUAUUUAAUUACUCUAAAUACUGUCUUUGACUUCUUUUGUUUUAAACUAUUUUUCUCUCAACAGGUUAAAAAUGGCCACUACAGGAGCCAUUGUUGACUUGAUGUCGUCUGCAUCAGGAGUCGGGCUGCCUAAUGAAAGAGAUACAAUUUACCGCAAUAUUGUCGGUGUCAUGUCCCUGGCUCCCAAGAUCAUGCGGUACGUUUUGAACCUGGAAUGUGAAGACAAGCCAUGCGAUGAGACCUACAGGCAGUACAUGUAGUGCCGGCGCGGAAGCCCUUACUCGAAUAAGGAAUGGAAAAGGAUAUUUGCAUUUAGUGCAUUUGAUUUAGAAAAUAUUAAAAAUGCUGACAAUCUAAAUAUUUUUUCAUCUUUCAUACUGCUUGAUGGUCUUCUUUCGGAACCUGAAAAACAAAAAAUUCCGAGCGAUGGACUGCUGAAUAAGCUGCGUGCUGUCAAAUAUCUGCGGAACGAGGCCUCUCAUAUUUUGAAUAUUUAUCACAACCGACAGCUUUGAAUGAAUUAAAAAUUGAACUUAUGGAACAUGUAGAAAAAUCCGAAAGGUUUUACUGUCUUCCCCAGUCUGAACUUGUAGAUAUAAAACUGGAGCUUAUCCACGACGUACAGAACUUGCUGGCGCCGUCAAAGAAUGCCGAGCAAGCCGCCCUCGCCAAACUCGCCGAGGACGAAAUUUGGACAAUCAAUAAUGGUCGUGAGCUUGCAGAGAUUUGUCCGACGUUACCGCACGUGCAGCCAAGACUGCUUACGGUGUCUAUGGAAGCCCCCGACCUGAGGGCGACUCAGUGGGCAGAACUUGUGACGCGUCGCGUGGGGGACGUCGAACUUCGGCUGGGGGGCCUUGAAUGCGAGUACGAUGCCCAUGACGACCUCCUCCAGCCACUGCUUGGGAGCAAAAUUAGACUGGUCCACUUGGAGGGUUGUGUGGGCACCCCCGCUGCAGUGGCCGCUCUCGCUUCAGUUGUCCACAACGCUCGUCUGACCAUCCGCAUGCCGGCGCCCCUGGACCUCAGCGCCCUCAGUGGCACGUACGAGCAACUCGGCGUGUACACGUUCCCACUGCCCACCACCUCCCCAAAGUGUGCGCUGCCGUCAUCGCCCUCACCAGCACUGCCUGUGGACGGGGCGGAUGAGGGGUCUUGGGAGGCCGUGGCCCACACCGUCGCCUCAUUUGCACCUAACGGGGACCGGUUUGGGGAGCUGGAUGUGUUAGACAGCGAGCUGCGUGCGGAAGACGUGCAGCUUCUGCUGCUGAGACUCCAGGAGCUGCGCGUCAGGACGGGCGGCGAGGGUGACACGCGCGCCGAGACUCACGGGUCAAAGGUUCAUCUGUACAUCACUGAUGACUGCAAACUCAACAGUGAAAGCGCUCAGCACAAAUUAAUGAUCUGAUACUGCAACAGCGGUCAGGAGCAGCGAAAUAAAUUGCCGUAACACACGAUCGUCGUAAAAUGAGAUCGACGCAACAUGCGUUCCAUGAAGCUCUUCUUGCUAAUUGUACAGAUUAUGAAAUUAUAACUUUCUCCUCUAAGACGCUACUCACAAUACUCACAACCAACAAAUCCUUGAUAAUUAAGACGAACGUUUUCCAUACAAAGGAGCGGAUCAUCUAGCAAACGCAGGAUCAUAGACCAAUUGUGCACCUCCGUCGUUUCAGUCCUUGUUGAACGUUCCAUGUUGUCGGAUCUAUUGCUGCGUGUCCACACACAUUAAUGUUAUCCAGAAAUAAUAAAUCGGACUUUAUUUUUAUAUAGAGUUUCA